Molecule: messenger RNA, 887 nt
Organism: Phaeodactylum tricornutum CCAP 1055/1
Lineage: Eukaryota; Bacillariophyta; Bacillariophyceae; Surirellales; Neidiaceae
Exons: 1
Coding region: 72-815 (247 amino acids)
Source: RefSeq, a predicted model, not a curated record
UGACCAGAAUUUCAGCUGUCGUGACACUGUUUCGCAAAAGCGAGCACUGAAGAACACCUAGCAUUGUCACAAUGAAAUCACGCUCAUCUACUGCCUCCAUCUUUUUGUACGUUGUCACCUUAUGCGGUCUCAUGUUUGAUGUCACUUCGUAUUCGCCAAAGUCGCCUGUCACGACGAAGCCGAACUUUUCACCCAGGGCCCCUCGGAACUCAAACGCUGCUGGAGAGGAAGUGUCCGUGCAUCGUAUUUUGGCGGAAGAAAGACGGAAACAGUGGAUUGAUCAGAGUCUCCAUUACUACACCAAGGUUAUGCGAGAAGAACGCAGACGGACCUUAGGUCAAGCUAAAAACUUCAACUCGGCCGACUACCAAGACGAUUUUAUGCUACUCGCCAAAAAGCACUACUUUGCUCUCCGUAAGAUUAAGGAUGGCAAGCCUGGCCAUGCGGAAACGAUCUACCGUCGUGUAAUAGACGAGCUUUCGGCUGAUGAUGAACACUGCGACCACGCGAAGUUGGCCGUGACGACCCUUCUGCUGGCGCUUCUGUUGCAGCGUCUAGGGGAUAUCAAGCAAACAAGAUCAGUUUUUCUCAACUUUUUUCGUAUCGCCGUUCUGGAAAGUGCCAAGGAUGAGGAGUGUGCCUGUUCAGCCAAAGUUUUGCAAGCUUACGCUCUUUUUGAAAUGAAGCAAGGUCACUCCUUGAAGAGUUUGGAUAUUGUCUGCAAGGCUGUGAAGCUUGAUCCUUCGUUGGCCCCUGUACUCCGAUGGAAGCAAUUCCGGGACGCAUUGGAGCGCCGUGCGGUGCAGCAAGUUUAAGAGAAAAAACCCCUUAUCCAAGUCCUUCAAUCCUCACAGAUUCCUAAUGUAAAAACAAUAGCUAUUUUAGAA